This is a messenger RNA of Parasteatoda tepidariorum (common house spider), 1005 nucleotides long. RefSeq lists its product as uncharacterized. NCBI's taxonomy places the organism in Eukaryota, Metazoa, Arthropoda, Arachnida, Araneae, Theridiidae. The record is from RefSeq and is a predicted model, not a curated record.
AUGAAGGAAACUGAAAAUGAUAUCGCUGUGAAAUUUAAAGAUGCAUUUUACGUUGACAAUGUAGUGACAAGCGUUGAAAACAAAUGGGAAUUAGAGCGAUUUUCAAAGACAGCUUGUCAAAUUAUGUCUCAAGCAGGGUUUGAGCUUACGGGUUGGGUUUCUUCCUCACAGGGUGAAAAACAAAAUCAAGAUUUGAAAGAAUAUAGAUAUUCUCCUGUUCUAGGACUGUUAUGGCAACCCAAUUUAGAUACAAUAGCAUGUGAUAUUUGCGGCGUCACAACUGAAGUACAUAACAAAUGUACGAAACGGCAACUUUUGUUGAUUUCACAAAAAGUAUUUGACCCAAUCGGUUUUACCGCACCCGUGACGCUCAUUCCAAAGCUUCUAAUGCAAAGAGCGUGGAAAAAUGAUAAGCUGGGAUGGGAUCAUAAACUUCCAUCUGAAAUAGUGGAGGAAUUUAAAAACUGGCUAUCCAGCUUAGGAUUUUUGAAAAUAAUUCAAAUUCCGCGUUAUUUUGGAGGAUUAAUUAAUAAAUCAAAUACUACUAUUCACAUGUUUAGUGACGCUAGUGGGAAAGCCUUCGCGGUGUGCGUAUUUUUGCGAAUUGAAUGCGAAAAAAAAGUUCAAAUUAAAUUAGUGCAGGCAAAAUCACGUGUCGCUCCUCAAAAAAAGGAUCCCAUCACCAAAAUCAAAAUGUCUAUUCCAAAAUUAGAAUUUUUAGCUGCACUGAUAGGUACUCGUCUUGUUCAGACAGUCAAGACUUCAUUAAACAUUUCUGAUAUCGAAACCUUCUAUUGGACUGACUCUAAAGUGGUUCUUUGUUGGAUCAAAAAUCCCGGAGAAUGGAAAACUUUUGUGAACAACCGAAUACAAGAAAUUCACUUGAACUCAUCUAAAGAACAUUGGUGUUAUAUCCCAUCUCAAAUGAAUGCAGCGGACAUCGCGUCUCGUGGGUGCAACGCACAAACUCUUUUCAGUCUUCGUUGGUGGGAGGGUCACACAUGA